Molecule: messenger RNA, 1664 nt
Organism: Onychomys torridus (southern grasshopper mouse)
Lineage: Eukaryota; Metazoa; Chordata; Mammalia; Rodentia; Cricetidae
Gene: Lag3
Product: lymphocyte activating 3
Molecular function (GO): transmembrane signaling receptor activity; MHC class II protein binding
Source: RefSeq, a predicted model, not a curated record
CUUCUCUUUUUUCCUCCCAGGACCCCUUCUGACCUCCCUUGGAGGACUGGGGAGGCCCCAGCCGUAGCGGAGAUGAGGGAGCCUCUGCUCCUAGGCCUGUUGCUUCUGAGGCUGUUGUGGGAAGCUCCAGCCGUGGCUUCAGAGCCUGGAAAAGAGGACUCGGUGGUGUGGGCCCAGGAGGGCACUCCCGUCCAACUUCCUUGCAGUGCUCAACUCCCCCACAGGAAUCUCAGCUUUCUGCGAAGAGGAGGGGUUACUUGGCAACAUCAACCAGAUGGUGACCAGCCCGCUCCCACCCCUGCCUUUGACCUCAAGGGGAUGCCCUCGCCUGGGAGGCCUGCACCCCGUCAUCCCUACACGCUACUGAACGUGGCCCCAGGAGGCCUGCGCAGCGGGAGGCUGCCCAUGCAUCCCCACGUGCAGCUGGAGGAGCGCGGCCUCCAGCGCGGGGACUUCUCGCUGUGGCUGCGCCCAGCCCUGCGCGCCGACGCUGGCGAGUACCACGCCGUGGUGCGCUUCCCGGACCGCACCCUCUCCUGCCAUCUCCGCCUGCGCGUCGGCCAGGCCUCGAUGACCGCCUAUCCCCCAGGACCCCUCAGGCCAUCCGAUUGGGUCGUUUUGAGUUGCUCCUUCAGUCGCCCUGACCGCCCAGUCUCUGUGCACUGGUUCCAGGGCCAGAGCCGAGUUCCUGUCCACAAGACCUCCCAUCGUUACUUAGCCGAAAAUUUCCUCUUUCUGCCCCAAGUCCGUCCCCUGGACUCUGGGAUCUGGGGCUGCGUCCUCACCUACAGAGAUGGCUUCAGUGUCUCCAUUACGUACAACCUCAAGGUUCUGGGUCUAGAGCCCCUGGCUCCCGUGACGGUGUACGCUGCUGCAGGUUCUAGGGUGGAGCUGCCUUGUCACUUGCCCCCUGGUGUGGGGACCUCUUCUUCACUCUUGGCCAAGUGGACUCCUCCUGGGGGAGGCCCUGAGCGCCUGGUGGCUGGAAAGAACGGCAAUUUUACCCUUCAGCUUGAGGCCGUGGGUCUGGAGCAGGCUGGGACCUACAACUGUAGCAUCGAUCUGCAGGGACAGUGGCUCAGUACCACUGUCACUGUGGCAGUCAUCACAGUGACUCGUCAAUCCUUCGGGUUACCUGGCUCCCCGGGGAAGCUGUUGUGUGAGGUAACCCCAGCAUCUGGACGAGAAAGAUUUGUGUGGCAUCCCCUGAACAACCCAUCCAGGAGUUCUCCAGGCCCCAUGUUGGAGAUGCCGGAGGCCAGGUUCCUCUCUGAGCCUUGGCAAUGCCAGCUGUAUCAGGGGCAGAAGCUUCUUGGAGCAGCAAUGCCCAUGGCAGAGUCUAGCCCAGGCGCCCGGAGUGCCAAGAGAACCUCAGGUGACCUUAAAGGAAGCCAUCUCUUUCUCCUUCUCAUCCUCGGUAGCUUCUCAUUGUUCCUUUUGCUGACUGGGGCCUUUGGCUUCCACCUAUGGAGAAGACAGUGGCUGAGGAGAAGAUUCUCUGCUUUAGAGAAUGGGAUUCACCCACCUCCGGCUUCGAGUAAGACAGAGGAGCUGGAGCCAGAGCCAGAGCCGCAGCUGGAGCCAGAGCCCAGGCUGCUCUGACCUGGAGCUGAGGCAGCCAGCAGAUCUCAGCAUCUCCGUCAGGAAUAAACUCCCCGUCAGCA